Messenger RNA from Rosa chinensis, 1062 nucleotides. Its product is annotated as valine--tRNA ligase, mitochondrial 1-like. The coding region runs from base 253 to 600 and encodes 115 amino acids. Gene Ontology annotation, molecular function: valine-tRNA ligase activity; ATP binding. The record is from RefSeq and is a predicted model, not a curated record. NCBI's taxonomy places the organism in Eukaryota, Viridiplantae, Streptophyta, Magnoliopsida, Rosales, Rosaceae. Gene Ontology annotation, cellular component: cytosol. Gene Ontology annotation, biological process: valyl-tRNA aminoacylation. The transcript has 6 exons.
UGCUCGGUGAUACUGCUAUCGCAGUGCAUCCUGAUGACGAAAGAUAUAAGCAUCUUCACGGUAAACAUGCAAUCCAUCCAUUUAAUGGAAGAAAGAUUCCUAUAAUAAGUGAUGAAAUUCUUGUUGAUCCAGAGUUUGGGACUGGUGCUGUCAAGAUUACCCCGGCCCAUGAUCCUAAUGACUUUAUGGUUGGGAAGCGCCAUAAUCUUGAGUUUAUCAAUAUCUUUACUGAUGAUGGAAAAAUAAACCAGUAUGGGGGAGCAUUUGACAGGGAUGCCACGCUUCAGAGCCCGAGAGGCUAUGACUGAUGCAUUAAAGAAGAAGGGCCUCUUCAAAGAAACUAAGACCAAUGAGAUGUGUCUUAGAAUUUGCUCUAGAAGUAAAGAUGUUGUGGAGCCUAUGAUAAAGCCCCAGCGGUACAUUAAAUGCAGCGAUAUGGGAAAUGAAGCUCUUAAUGCUGUCGCUGAUGAUGAAAAUAGGAAGCUGGAGAUUAUCCCAAGACAGUAUACUGCUGAAUGGAAGAGAUGGCUUCAUAACAUUAGUGAUUGGUGUGUCUCGAGGCAACUUUGGUGGAGUCACCGUGUUCUGGCACGGAAGUGAGGAAGAGGCUCAAGCAUUGGCUGAUCAAAAAUAUGAGGGAAAGAAGUUUCGAUUAGAACAGGACUCAGAUGAGCUUGACAGGUGGUUUUCGUCUGGUCUUUUCCCAUUGUCGGUAUUGGGCUGGCCGGAUGAUCCAGAAGAUUAAGAACUUUUUAUCCAAAUUCAGUUGUUGAAACUGGGCACGACAUUCUCUUUUUCUGGGUUGCUCGUAUGGUGAUGCUUGGAAAUAUAUUGGGCGGUAAUGUUCCCUUUACUAAGAUGAUUGCCCCUCAACCACAGAAGUAGUCCCACACUAGCCCCCUUAUUCAAAGACUUUUUCACCGUGAAUUUUGUUUUUUGGCAAAGCAUGUGAAGAUGUUUGGGGAUUCAUUUGAAUGUACUAACUGCAGUUAGAACAAAGUUUUCUUUUUAGCCCUAAUUCAACUUUCUUUUGCUGAGUUCAUUUUUUGGAUGUAUGUAUAG